Molecule: messenger RNA, 3963 nt
Organism: Abrus precatorius (Indian licorice)
Lineage: Eukaryota; Viridiplantae; Streptophyta; Magnoliopsida; Fabales; Fabaceae
Exons: 2
Coding region: 2444-3022 (192 amino acids)
Source: RefSeq, a predicted model, not a curated record
UAGGGCCAAGAUGCAUAGCUCAUGAAUAUUGUUGUAUGGUAGAAGCAGGACAGUAGAUUGAUCAAUAUCUUGUUACAGGUUCACAUUCUCCACAUAUACUUAGCCUCCCAUUUAUACUCAGAAAUGGCAUAGAAAUAUGUAUUAUUGAUUUUUGGCAAUGGAAGUGAUCUCGUAUAAAUAAAUUUUAUCCAUUUUUUAAGUGAGCAACUAAAUGCAAUAUAGCAAUCAGAAGUUGUGUGUUUAAAAGAUCAUUUCAUUUCUACUUAAGGAAAUGCUUUGGAAGGAAUUUUGUUUACAAACAUUGAUAAUAUCAUAAUAUAUGCUUCUCCUAUUCUCGUUGGAGGAUAUAAAUGAUGCCUCCAUUUAUAUUUUGGUCAUUAAAAAAUUGGGAAUCCAAUAUAAACAAUUGUUUUGGAAUACAUUAAUCUACUUAAAUUUAAAAUAAAAAGUUAAUUUUUCUUCUUCUUUUUCUUCUUAUUAUUAAUGAUUGUAGACAAAUUGAUUCAAAUUAGAAUAAUUUCUUGUUCAUUUUAUUUGUAUAAAUGGGUACAUGUUAAUAUUAAUCACGGUUAGUUUAUUAGUGUACAUAUGCACGUAUUUGUUUUGAGAUGAUCAUAUUUGACUAGUGUAAAUUGUUUAGAUCAUUAAAGCAGGUGUCACAUUAUUGGAGUAGUUAAACAAAUUCACUUAAAGAAAGAGUUUUAUUUUUAAAUAAUGUUUAAAAUUUACAAAUGAAUCAAGGUUAAAUCUUUCGUUAACAUUUGCUUAACCUAAACAUACAAAUCAAUUAUCAUAGGCCAAUUUUUUUUUAAAAUUAUAAGCUUAGUGAAAAAAGUAUCACUGAUAUGUCACAACUUCAUUGUUAGAAGGAAAAAAAAAAUCAUCAUACCAUCAAACAUACCCAUAUUUAUUAUAUAAUACAACAUUUUAAAAACUGAUAUAUUUUUUAUUUUUAAGUAUGAAAUUCACACCAAUUACAGAUGAAAAUCCUUGAAUGAACCAAACAUAGGGCUGCAAAUCACAAACCAAUGAUUAAAAAAAUUGUUUACUAUCACUUUGAUCUAAUUAAGAGAUUUUUUUUAUUUAUUUUGAUUUUUUCUACUUUUGUUUAAUAAUUAAAGAUGCCAAUGUAUCAACAAAGCCUAACAUAAUACAAUAUAAUGUUUUUUUGUAUAUGAUCACAAUAAAAUUCAUUUUAUCGACAUUUUGUACACUUUAAAGAAAAUAGUUUUACGAGAAAAGAAAAUAAAUGAACACAAUAACUUGUGUAACUAAACCUGCUUUAGUUAAAAAAAAAAAAAAAACUUUGUACCAAAAAAGUUUUAAUCAUCAAAAUUUUAUGGAUAUUAAUUAAAGAAUUAAUAAAUAUUUUUUUAUUAAAAAUUAUGUAAAAAUACAUUAAAAACAUAAAAAUAGUACUUUGAAUUGAAAUGAGAGAGUUGUGGCGAUGGUGGCACACACGCACCAGACCAGCAACAUUUUCCCCCUUCCGAAACGUAUUUUGUGUUCAGAAAUGUUAAGAGUUCAAUCGAUUGAAAGAGUAAAACCAAAAGAGUGUGAUGUUACUGUUAUCUGAACGAAGUGAGCGAAGCAAGAACCCCUUCAUAACCUAAUUUUCACACUAAAUUCUCACCAACACUACGCACAGUAAGCUUCUAACUUUACUUUUUUUCUUUUUAUUUCUCAAACACCCAUUUGCUGCGGUUUUCAAUUUGGGUUUCAAUGACUUCAUUUUUUUUUGGGUCUUUUUUUGGUAUUUUAAUCAAGCAAUGAAGAUAAGCAUUUGAAUUGAGUUAGAUAAUUACACAGAUAUGAUGAAAAAACACCAAUUAAAAAGUUGAAAGGCACUGUUUGUAAGCAAUUAAAUUCACUCUGUUAUGUUCAUUGUUUCUGUCAUAAACUCAUUACAGAAAAGAUUUGCAAUUCCCAGUUAUUUAAUGGUUCUACUUAUUGUAGGGAUAUGCUAACCAGUGUCAAAAGUGAAUUUUGUUUAAUUAAAAAAGUGUAACAAUACACUCCUUCAGUAAUUUUCAAUACAUGCCUAAUGUGAUUUUCAAUGAAGGCUUUUUAUUUAUUAGCUCAAGUGGUACAUGCUUGAUGUCUCUUAAAGUCAGGCCUCGAGUUUGAAUUUUGUGUAUGGAAAAAGUCCUCGCUGGAAAAGCUAAUCUCAACAUGCUGAAGAUGUUCAUGACUCGACCAAAUUUACCUUCUACAGAGGAUACUUAUAGUUUAGACACACAAAAAUAAUGUCUUUUGGACACUGGUCUGCAAGACCCUUAAUUGUAUCCCUUAUAAUUAAUGAAAGUUGAUUUAGGUAUUUCAAUUGUUCAUGAUUACACAAAUUGUCCUUGUAUGUAUCUGGUGGUAGUAUUGUUCCGAUUGAUGUUUCUUACAUUUGGUAUCAUCUCUAGGAGUGACGACACCUGUGUUGUUUGCAAAAAGAAUGACAUCAUCCAAUUGUAUGACAAGUGCCAAAGUUGUGUCUCUGGAUUCUAUCUGUUCAGGAGUUUCUAAAGUUAGUCUCUCUGCAUUGUUUUACAAAGCCACAUUUGGCCAGAAGCAACGCUCUCCAUGCUUCUCCUUCAGUUUUGCUCAACCUUGUUUAAUAGUAAAUUUCAAGAGGAUGACUAUGUCAGUUAGAAGCAGCAUAAAUGACAGCAGUUUUAGUCCUUCCACGUCAAAUGGCACUAAUGGAAGGACCCGCAUAAUCAGAGUGAUUCAAGAGUUUCAGACCAAGUUAGGUUCUAAAAUUCAGGAGGUAAAGAAAAAUCUUCCGAUGAAGCUUCUUUUCUUCCUGGUUGGAUUUUAUUGUGCAACUGCUUUUGCCACUGUUAUUGGACAAACUGGUGACUGGGAUAUUCUAUCUGCUGCUUUGGCUGUGGCUGUUGUGGAAGGCAUUGGGGCUCUCAUGUACGGGGCUUCUCUUCCUUUUGUUGGCAAGAAAAGGAGCAUAAUUUCCAUGUUUAAUUAUUGGAAGGCUGGCCUUACACUGGGACUUUUCUUGGAUUCAUUUAAAUAUUGAUUUGGUUCCAUUAGUGGAUGCUGUAAUCACUUCAUGUGAAGUGGAAUUUCCCAGUGUUCUUUUGAGACUUGGCAUUUUUUAUGCGAUUGACUCAUUGCUGUUGCAGUUAACCAUCACCAGUCACCAUCACCAUGUGGAAGUUACACUCUGCAGAUGUAAGUUGGAGCUAGUUAAGCUUCUAAGUUUAAAGUCCCUGAAAGUCAAUGCUCAUAUCAAGAAGCUAGGACACUCAAGCUGUGAGGUGAAUCAUACAUAUUGAUAAUAAACUUAGCACUGGCUUUGACUGGGGAACGUAAAUGCACAUUGAAACAAUUGGCAACUUGAAAUUUUAGAAUACACCUCCACUGAGUUCUGUUCUAUCAGCACCUCCUUCAAUGUGCAACAUUUCACUCCUUCAGUCCCUUAUUCCUAAGCUUCAUUCUUUCAUACAUCUUGGCAUUGGAUUUGCUAGUGGAAUCACUAGUAUUCACUCUGCAGGAGCAUCCUGAUGAAUUGGAAUAUUAAGAGGUCACUUUACGCAUUGACUAGCAGCAUGGAUAGCAAUAUACAAUGAUUUAUAAUUGUGAACCUUUUUGCAAAUAGCAUACCCCAUACUCUACAACAUGAAAGAUGUGACUCUUCCAAAUAGAGGAAACUUGGACUGCCGCCUGACUGUUGAUGUCAAAAAUAAUUUUAGUUCAAAUAAUGCAAAAUGGAACAAAUAUGAUCUUAGUAGUGUGAUCGUGGAUCAUCUUUUCUGCAGGAACUACAAAUUUUUUUAACAAUGCAUCAGGUACAUGUGUUCCUGGCUCCAUCAAGAAUGGCAGAUAAUGUCAUUCAUCGAUUAUUUGUCGAUAUCAGUGUACUGCUAGAGGAUUUGCUGAAAAGCUAUCCAUCAUGUCUAUACAUAACUUUAUUUUUUCAAUAAGAGAAUUUUCAUUUUGUAUGUACUUUUACCUCUU